Molecule: messenger RNA, 675 nt
Organism: Temnothorax curvispinosus
Lineage: Eukaryota; Metazoa; Arthropoda; Insecta; Hymenoptera; Formicidae
Gene: RpL18A
Product: 60S ribosomal protein L18a
Exons: 3
Coding region: 71-604 (177 amino acids)
Biological process (GO): translation
Cellular component (GO): cytosolic large ribosomal subunit; ribosome
Molecular function (GO): structural constituent of ribosome
Source: RefSeq, a predicted model, not a curated record
UCCGCCGUGCAAGAGGGCGGUAGUUUCUUAGUUUCUUUCCGGUUUAUCGUUGAACGUGACACACGAUACAAUGAAGGCGAAGGGUGAACUGAAGGAAUUCGAGGUGAUAGGGCGCAAGCUCCCUACCGAGAAGGAGAAAACCACGCCGUUGUACAAAAUGAGGAUAUUCGCGCCGGACGCUAUCGUGGCCAAGUCCAGGUUUUGGUACUUCUUGCGCCAGUUGAAGAAGUUCAAGAAGUCCACCGGAGAAAUUGUGUCUCUUAAGCAGAUUCCUGAGAAGACCCCGAUGAAAAUCAAGAACUUCGGGAUCUGGCUGAGGUACGACUCUCGAUCCGGCACGCACAAUAUGUACAGGGAGUACAGGGACCUCUCCGUUAGCGGGGCGGUGACGCAGUGCUACAGGGACAUGGGCGCUCGUCAUCGCGCGCGUGCCCACUCCAUACAGAUAAUCAAGGUGGAGGUCGUGAAGGCUGCGAAUUGCCGCAGGCCCCAGGUGAAGCAGUUCCACGAUUCCAAGAUCAAGUUCCCGUUGCCGAAGCGAAUCCAGCACAGGAAUCGCAUGCCGCUGUUCAGCGUCCGGAAGCCGCGCACCUAUUUCCUCUAAGCGCGACACGGCGUUUUUGUACUGCGACGCCAAUUCUAUUCUACAGGAAAUAAAGGGACUUUCAACAUAAA